AUUGGCGGGGCUCUAUCGCGCUGUCCCUGUGCCACGAGUGCUGGACGAGGGGCUGUCACUCUCCCUUCGCCGGAGCGGCCACGUGGGCAGCAGGUCCCGGACGCACCAUGAGCGUGGGCUUCAUAGGAGCCGGGCAGCUCGCCUUCGCCCUGGCCCGGGGCUUCACCGCCGCAGGGAUUUUGGCUGCUCAUAAGAUCACAGCAAGUUCCCCAGACACUGACCUCCCAACUGUAUCUGGACUGAGGAAAAUAGGUGUAAACUUCACGAUAAGUAACAAGGAAACAGUUAAAAACAGCGAUGUCCUGUUCCUGGCUGUGAAACCUCCCAUCAUUCCCUUCAUUCUGGACGAGAUUGGCUCAGACAUAGAGAAUCGCCACAUCGUGGUCUCAUGUGCUGCUGGUGUCACUAUCAGCUCCAUUGAGAAGAAACUCUCUGCCUUCUCUCCCACCCCAAAAGUGAUCAGGUGCAUGACUAACACACCUGUGAUCGUGCGGGAAGGUGCUACCGUCUAUGCCACGGGGACUCACGCAGAGGUGGAAGAUGGGAAGCUCCUGGAACAGCUGAUGGCCAGUGUGGGCUUCUGCACUGAAGUAGAAGAGGACCUAAUAGAUGCUGUUACAGGACUCAGCGGCAGCGGCCCUGCUUAUGCAUUCACAGCCCUGGAUGCUCUGGCAGAUGGAGGUGUGAAGAUGGGGCUUCCCCGCAGGCUAGCUGUCCGACUUGGAGCCCAGGCCUUACUGGGCGCUGCCAAAAUGCUGUUGGAAUCUGAGCAGCAUCCUGGGCAGCUGAAGGACAAUGUCUGCUCACCUGGGGGAGCCACCAUCCAUGCCCUGCACUUCCUGGAGAGUGGAGGCUUUCGCUCACUGCUCAUCAAUGCCGUGGAGGCUUCCUGCAUUCGCACAAGGGAGCUGCAGCACCUAGCGGAUCAGGAGAAGGUCUCCCCAGCUGCCAUUAAGAAGACCCUUCUGGAUAAGGUGAAGCUGGAGUCUCCCUCUGUUUCCAUGGCCUCUGCCAGCAAAGUCAGUCUGUUCAGCAGCAGCUGGGCACCCAACAGCAAGAAGAACUGAAGGGAUGAGGCUCGUCCAGGGACCAGCCCCCUUGCAUGCACUUUCUUCUCACUCUGUAAAGGAAAAGCUCUAGUCGUAGGCAUUCCCAGCCCCUUGCCUGGCUCUUGGCCUGCAGCACCUUUGGGGGCGGUGCAAAGCUGUAGAGAAGGGACCUUAACUUCCAGCUGAGGGUGGGAACACUGUCACUAGCACUUCCUUCCCUUUGGGGGAGGGCGGUUGCUCCAUCACUGGCACAGCUGGUUGUCAGGGACACAAAGCGUCUCCUCUGGCCAGAGGGCUGGCUUCUCCGUAAAGCUAACUCCUUCCCCUCCCCCCCCAUUAAUAAUCUCCUGGGCCAGGGGUCCCCAACCCGGUGCCUGCGGGCGUCGUGGCGCCUAAAUGCACCCACGUACUGGCUGGCGGACGAGCAUUUCGGCGGCGACGCCUCUGGAUGACGCUGCUUGUUGGUGGCAUUUUGGCGGAUGCUCGUCCACCGCCAAGGUCCUCCGUGGCUCAUCGUCUGGCACCUGCCAGACGUAAAAGGUUGGGGAUCACUGUCCUGGGCAGUAGAUUAUUUUGAUGGGCUUAUUUUAAGGAGUAUCCUGCUGCUACUUGGCUCUGAAGGUUAGAGCGGGGUCUUGAGGCCCCCCAUGGCUCCUAUCCCCAUCUCUUUUUCUUCACCAUCCAGAGUAGAAGUCGUCCCCUCUGUGCAUCAUACUAGGGUUCGGCUCAAAGUUGUCUUCCACUGAGAGCAGCAGCUUUGCUUUCCCCUUAACCAGAAUUCACAUUUUAGUAGCUGCAUGAUGCAGAUCUCAGAGCAUGUGUCUCUCUUCCUGUGCCUGGUGUGAUUUGCAGACCAGGCCAUCCGAACAUCCCCCUUCUGAACACGCUGUUGGGGCCCCGGCCACUUCUCCUCCAUCAGCACCUUCCUGGAUGAACAGCUUAAAAAGCCUCCACUCAAGCAAGUGUUCCCUGCUGCCUGUGAACCCCAGGGUCCAGUCCCAGCCUUACCACCACUGAAUGCUUCAGUUUUCAUCCCAUGUCCGAAACGCUUUCUCCGCUCCUUAGCGUGUUCUCUACCUGCUGCCCUGGGGGCAGAGGGGAAGGGGAACCCGCAUUUAGGUCACACCUGGUUUCAGGCCCCAGCAGGAUUUGCCCAUUUCCCAGUGUCUUGUCCAGUUGUGUAUGCGAGGCUGUCAGCCCUUCCCUUGGAGCUGAUUUCACAGGAUUCCUCCAUAUGCCUGUGGUUCCUUUCUAACUUCAUCUCAUUCCCCAAUGUUUACAUCAGUCCUUGAUGGUUUCCAGCUUCACCACCCUUUGUGCUCCAGCUCAAACUGCAAACUUUCUCCACUCUGUACUGCAGCCCUUGUCAAUUCCUCUUCUGGCCCUGCUGCACUCCUUCUCUCUUUUCCUGCCCUCUCCACUUAUCUGUCACAUGCCCUCCCAUCUCCAGCUCCCUGGAAGGUGGUGCACUAAAGGGAGAGAGGAGAAAUGCCUGGGCUGGCAGACACUAGCCAUGGAGGUGGGUGUUGAACCUCUGUCCAGUUACAUUAGGAGCUACUCCAGGACCAGCAGCACAGGCAGAUGCCUAUCAAUAUUUCACUCACUGCUUUGUGGGACUUGUUUACAGCAAGGGGCUAAGCUGAUCUAUGUUUACAUAGCUUCCCUGCCCCCGCUGCUGCUCCCCGUGGAAACCCUGUCAUACACCAAAGAAUUGCAUGGGGUAGACAACCGCUCCCUACCCUCCCUUUGCUUGGGUGCAGUGGAAGCCAGCAGGCAUGGCAAUGAUAUAUUGUUCUAGACCAUUUCCUACCUCUACUCCAACAGGGUGUGGGGGAAGAGAGGCAGGAGCUGGAAGGAAAGUCUGUCUGCAGGUGCUAGCAUUGUUCUUGAUCUGUCAGCAUUCUGGCCGCUGCUGGCCCCAGAAGGGAGCUGGCAGCAGCCCUUCAUUUGCUGGGUAGUUCCCCUCCCGCCCCCCACCCCUGGCUUCUGUCUCAGAGCUCAGGUUUAUAGUCAGGUGGUGUUGGAGCCUCGUGGGCCAGGCCUCUGUGCACAGAGCCUUGGGGCUGAGCCCUCGUGCAGGUAGCAUGUAGGGUGUGUCCCCGUGGCAGCCGGGAGAGAGCCUCCCACCCCAGACAGGCAGACAUGGCUCAGCUCAGACCGACCCACCCUCCUGCAGCUGAGGGAAGGGGGCUAGUCAGCUGCUGUACACGUGUUUGUAGUGCACUCCCUCAAGCCCGACUAGCACAUCUGGCCUGGGCUGGGAGGCUCACUCCCCGCUGCAGUGGAGACACACUGUCGGUGGCACAAAGGUAAAAGCUUUCUUGCUGUCCCAGCUCCUGCUUGGCAGAGGCAGCGUGGGACAUUAUUGCUGAAUUAGACACACUUCAUCCCCCUCCCUCUUUCCAGAAUAAACAUUGCUUCUCA
This is a messenger RNA of Malaclemys terrapin pileata, 3473 nucleotides long. RefSeq names its product pyrroline-5-carboxylate reductase 1 (gene PYCR1). The coding region runs from base 108 to 1067 and encodes 319 amino acids. NCBI's taxonomy places the organism in Eukaryota, Metazoa, Chordata, Testudines, Emydidae. The record is from RefSeq and is a predicted model, not a curated record. Gene Ontology annotation, biological process: L-proline biosynthetic process. The transcript is spliced from 8 exons. Gene Ontology annotation, molecular function: pyrroline-5-carboxylate reductase activity.